GCCCAGCCCGGGUCCCCGCGCCGGUCUCUGCCUCCCUCUGAUCCUGUACCGGCUGCAGCCGGUCUCCGCCGGCCUCGGGGGCGCGCCGCCGCCGCCGCCGACCAUGUGCUGCGAGCGAGCGCCGCGGAGGAGGGGGCCGCCCGGAGCGCGCGCGCCGGCCCACGUGCACCCGGCCCGCCCCAGGCGCGCGCCCGCCCCAGCCCGGCCGGGGGUCACGGAAGGAAACCUCACCGAAACAUGAAGCCCUCAGCCACCUGGAACUCAGAAACCCGCUGGGGACCAACAACGGCGGCUUUUGGAACAUCCAGGUGUCCGGCAGCUGUGAGACUGUGCCCUGCGCUCAGCAGCUGGAAUCCCGACCAGAUGCUUCGGCUCUGACAUCCUGGGCCACGGCAGGAUCACUUUCUAAUCGGCCCCAGGGCCGUGGUGGACACUGACGUCCAACAGGCACACAGCCAGUCCUCUUGGGGGAAAGCCACAUUUGGGGGCGCAACUUUCCCGACUCUCUUGAGUUGGGAUUCUAGACGAGGGCCUCAUUUCUGCAGCUCCCACCCUCCACGUAGGCACCACCACCACCACCACCACCACCAGAACGCUGGGCCUAAGCAGCCCCAUCUUUCCAGUGAGGGGGUGGCACUAUCUUCUUGCCACACACCAACCUCCGGAGACGUCCUGCAUUGAGAGUGAGCGGAAGGGGACUCUCGGAGACGCCUCUCGUGGUGGCCGGCCAUCGUUCCGUAGAGCCGGCACCCUCCCCUCCCCACCAUGGCCUGGCUCUUUCUAAAGGUUUCAUUGGUGGGGGUGAGUUUCCUGGGUUGCCUUUAUCCUCUUGUGGAUUUUUGCUUCCGUGGGGAAGCAAGAGCCCAGAGACCCAAUUUUGUGAUCAUUUUGGCAGAUGACAUGGGGUGGGGAGACCUGGGAGCGAACUGGGCAGAAGCAAAGGACACUGCCAACCUUGAUCAGAUGGCCGCCGAGGGAAUGAGGUUUGUGGAUUUCCACGCGGCUGCCUCCACCUGCUCGCCCUCCCGGGCCGCCCUGCUCACCGGCCGGCUGGGCCUGCGCAACGGAGUCACACACAACUUUGCCGUCACCUCUGUAGGGGGCCUUCCGCUCAACGAGACCACCGUGGCCGAGGUGCUGCAACAAGCCGGCUACGUCACCGGGAUGAUAGGCAAAUGGCACCUCGGGCAUCACAGCUCUUAUCACCCCAACUUCCGAGGGUUCGAUUACUACUUUGGGAUCCCGUACAGCCACGAUAUGGGCUGCACGGACAGCCCGGGCCUUGACCUCCCUCCGUGUCCGGCGUGCCCCCGGGGCGAGAGACCAUCAAGGAGCCCCGACAGGGACUGCUACACGGACGUGGCCCUUCCUCUGUACGAGAACCUGCGCAUCCUGGAGCAGCCAGUGGACCUGGGCGGCCUCGCGCGCCGGUACGCCGAGAAGGCCACCCAGAUCAUCCAGCAUGCCAGCGCCAGCGGGAGGCCCUUCCUGCUCUACGUGGGCCUGGCCCACAUGCACGUGCCCCUGGCCAGGAGCCCGCGGGCGGCAGACCCGUACGCCGCGGGCCUCCGGGAGAUGGACCGCCUGGUGGGCCGGAUCAGAGACGCAGCUGACCGCACGGCCAAGGGAAAUACGCUCCUCUGGUUUGCAGGCGACAACGGCCCAUGGGCUCAGAAAUGUGAGCUGGCAGGCAGCGUGGGUCCCUUCACCGGAUUGUGGCAAGUUCCUCGAGGGGGAAGCCCAGCCAAGCAGACCACCUGGGAAGGAGGCCACCGGGUCCCGGCGGUGGCGUACUGGCCCGGCAGAGUCCCCGGCAAUGUCACCAGCGCCGCCUUAUUAAGCGUGCUGGACAUCUUCCCCACCGUGGUGGCCCUGGCCGGUGCCCGCCUGCCCCCAGGCCGCCACUUCGACGGGCUGGACGCCUCCGACGUGCUCUUCGGCGGGUCGCAGACCGGGCACAGGGCGCUGUUUCACCCCAACAGUGGGGCGGCGGGAGAGCACGGAGCCCUGCAGGCCGUCCGCCUGGAGCGCUACAAGGCCUUCUACGUCACCGGUGGAGCCAGAGCCUGUGAUGGGAGCAUGGGGCCUGCACGGUACCACGAGCCCCCCCUUAUUUUCAACCUAGAAGAGGAUGUUGCGGAAGCCAUGCCUCUGGACCCAGGCAGUGCCGAGUACCAGAGUGUGCUGCCCCGAGUCAGCGAGGUUCUUGCCGGCGUCCUGCACGACAUCGCUGGGGACAACGUCUCCAGAGCAGACUACACACAGGACCCCGCAGCCGCUCCCUGCUGUGACCCCCACCAGCCUGCCUGCCGCUGCCAUUCCGACUCCCAGACCGUGCUCCCAUGAGCAGGAGCGUCAGAAAAUGAGACGGCAAGUGCACACCCACCCUUUCUACUGAUGUACACAUUACAGGUCUCUGGAUUUGGGCGGGAAGCCACUGCCUUGCAUCCCCCACUGUCCUGUCCGCAUGCCGGCUUGGGAGAUCAGCUGCCAAGAGCUGUAACGGGGACCCCACAGGCUCAGAGGCAGCCCAGGGUCAAGGCCCGGCGUUUGAACUUGGGCCUGACUUCCCCUACCUUGCAAGCUGAUGUUGAGGAUUCUGUCAGGCAGUCCAUAGAAGUGCCGGGCAUAUAUUACCUGGCACGUGAGGCAGGCACUUAAUCUGUUUUAGUCUUUUUUUUUUUUUUUUAAUGCAUUCUGUUUCACUGGUCACUUUCGUAGAGAUUUGUGCCAGCUGGUAUCUAGGCAACGCUUCUCCAUCUUUAACUCGCAUACGAAUCUCACCCGGAGCUUGGGAAAGUACGGAUUCUGACCCGGGAGGUCUGGGUUAGGGCCUGAGGCCACCCCUGGGGGUGCUUGGGUGGUGUGGGUGCUGACUAGACAAAGUCAGAGGCUCCAGGUCUCCAAGCAGAAGAGCCCGACCCGCCACCCCUGACCCCUUUUAAAGGUCAAAUGGCUAGAUUGUAAAGACUUGAGGAGUUCUUCCUGCUUCCUAAAGCCACGAAGAAAUAAACGUUCAGAGCCUUAAAAAUGCAUUGCCAUGAUUUUAUUGUUAGUGUCCUAAAUGGGACUCAAAGGUAGUACAUGAUUUAUUCCAAUCACUAAAAAAAAAAAAAAAAAAAAUACUUCGCCUGGUUAAAAUAGUCUCUAU
This is a messenger RNA of Pipistrellus kuhlii (Kuhl's pipistrelle), 3151 nucleotides long. RefSeq names its product arylsulfatase G (gene ARSG). NCBI's taxonomy places the organism in Eukaryota, Metazoa, Chordata, Mammalia, Chiroptera, Vespertilionidae. The transcript is spliced from 12 exons. The coding region runs from base 766 to 2346 and encodes 526 amino acids. Gene Ontology annotation, molecular function: arylsulfatase activity. The record is from RefSeq and is a predicted model, not a curated record.